CAGCUCUUAAGCAACUGCGCAGUCGCAGCGCAGCGCCUGGGCGCCAGGCGCUCAACAGCAACAACAGCAAGUAUAUAUUCUGUUGGGAGCAGCCACGCCUUCUGCCCACCUUCGCCUACGGCAUUGAUCUCUACAUUAGUGACGCCAUGACUGAGAAUCAGGUAUAUCCCAUGUCAUCGGAAUUCUUUGACAGUGGCUCGAACAGCAGCAGCAAUCCGUUGAAAUACGAAUUAUAUGCACUGGCCACGCCCUCGCUGAGCUUACAGGCGGGCAGCUACAAUAAUAGCAACAGCAACAACAAUAGCAACAGCAACAGCAACAACAAUAAUUCGAGUGCCAUUUCGAGCAGCAGCAACAGCUACACAUCGAAUGUAAUGCUGAGCACAACGGCAAUUAGCAUACCGCGCAGCAACAAUCCCAAUCAGAGCCACCAUCAUAGCCACCACCAUCAUCCGUAUCAGCAGCUGAGCGGAACGCCAACAUUGACACCGACUCCACGCCAGCAGCAGCAUCAUUUGCACAGUUUGCCCAGCAUGGCGCAGCAGCAACAGUUGCAGCAGCAGCAGCAGCAGCAGCAGCAACAACAACAACAGCAGCAACAGCAACAACAUCAAUCGUUGCAGCUGGGUGAACUGAACGUUUUUGGCUUGGACGCAUUGGAUGCGGCUUCGUUGUCACCAACUCUGCUGCAGGACGUCAGCUUGGGCGCCACCUCGCCGCUGAGCUCGAAUUUGUACAGCAGCAGCGUCAACGAUUCGGGCGGCCACAAUGCUGGUGGCAACAGCAGCGCUGCCGGCGCCGGCGUCGGCAGCAGCAACUACUUCACGCCCGAUCUGAGCUCGUGCCUCAGCCUGAAUUUGCCAUCGGAGCAAUCGCUGCUGCAGGAUGUGGUCCAUGGCAGCGCAUUGCUCUACGAGAUGACGCCCAACUCGAAUGCCAUGUGGAGCGACAUUAGCAGCGCCAUUGUUCAUACCAAAAACGAGCCAUUUAGCCUGGACGACGAUUACAUCUUUCCCAACGACAAGGCCGAGAUGCAGGCCGAGCUGGCCGAGUUGAAUGGCGGCGAUUUCUUGGAUGUGAUGAGCACCAUAGAGGAGUUUCUGCCGGCACAGAACUUUUUGCUAUCGCCGCAAUCGCAAACCCAAGAUGCUCUACCUCUAGAGUUGCUGCAGCAGCAGCAGCAGCAACAGCAACAACAGCAGCAGCAGCAGCAGCAGCAACAACAGCAGCAACAGGCUCAGCUGGAAGUUUUGCUCUCGCAGACCCAACAACAACAGGCGGACACCUACGAGCUGUUCCACAGCACACCACAGAAGCCGCCAUCUCAGUUGGGCUCGAGCUUCUCGCCGGGCAGCCAGGCAUCGCAGUCGCCACUGACGCCACCCCCACCGCCGCACGCCAGCCGCUCGCAAUACCAGCUGGUCAAGUCGCGCAACAUGCAGGAGCUGGCAAAGAAGGGCAUGGCCAUGUCCUCGCCGCCCGACCGUCACUCGCUGCUCAGCCAGACGGCCGCGCUCAGUCCGGGCGGCAGCAGCAGCGGCUUUGGCAGCGCUGCCAGCGGCAACAGCACAACCACUGCCACGGCAAAUGCCAGCUCCAGCUCCAACCAGAGCCCCGGCCAGGUGGUCAUCACGGCAACAGCCGCCACGCCUGGCAACAUGCGCAAAUCCUUUGGCUAUCCAACUGGCGGCUCCGCUGUGGAGAGCUCGCAGCUAUCGCGUCUAUCGUCGUCGGCGCCGACGCAUCUGGGCUUGGAGCACAUCUGGAUGCGACGUGAGCCGCGACAGCAUUUACUCUCCACCGGCUCGCUGGCCGAGGCCGAGAGCUUCUCCUCGCUGAGCACCGGCAGCGUCUUGUCGCCCGAUGGCAUCGAUUUCUCCCAGGACGACGACGACGAUGCCUCCAGUGACAACAGCGACAACUACGAUGACUUCAGCAGCGAUAAUGGCUCUGGGGAUGAGGAUGAAACACGCACAUCGACACCAAAUCAGUUGGCCGGCAGCAAGGGCAAGGAGCGUUUCUUUUGGCAGUACAAUGUACAGGCCAAGGGACCGAAGGGCAAGCGGCUGGUGUUCCAGUCCAAGCUGGAGGAUCCACAUUUCCUCAACGAGGUCACAGAUCCCGUGUUCAGUCCCACGUGCUCGGUGCGCGGCAUAAAGGUGUAUAAGCACAGCGGCAAGGCACGCAAGGGCGAUGGCAACGACUUGACGCCGAAUGCGCGCAAGCUGCACAACAUUGGCAAGGAGCUGGACAAGCUGAGUCGCACCAUCAACGACAUGACGCCCGUGUCAGAGCUGCCCUUCAAUGUGCGUCCAAAGUCGCGCAAGGAGAAGAACAAGUUGGCAUCACGCGCCUGCCGGCUGAAGAAGAAGGCCCAGCACGAGGCGAACAAAAUCAAACUAUAUGGCCUGGAGAUUGAGCACAAGCGUCUGAUGAACGGCAUCGCUGAGCUGAAGCAGGCGCUGGCGCUGAAGCAUCGCACAAAGAGUCAGGGCGAGUCCACCGAGGAGGUGGAUCAGCAGAUACAACGCAUUUAUGCAACGGCUUCAUCGGGCAUACGCAUUGCGGGCGGCUCAACCGAAUUUGUGAAUAAAGUCUUGGAGAAUAUGCGCGGCGGCAUGCCCAACGGCGGGCUCGAGGAGCUGCGCAAAUCGUAGACCAAAUAUUCAAAGCUUAAACGAACCGCCCAUCAAGUCUAGACUUAAGCAGUGACUAACAUGUAGCCAUAGCUCUCGCCAACUAAAUCCCUGUCCAACUAAAGCCCGGCAAUGUGACCCAGACGAAAAAACACACACAACCAAACCAAACAAACAAUUUUGAAAAAAUGUUCUGCUUGAGUGCGUGAUAAUAAGUGAAUGGUAACUGGUGUAGAGAGAAGUGAGGGAGCGAGAAUGUCAAAAAACAAAAACAAACAAAAACAAAUGUGAAUGUGAGAAAUAGUUGUAACUGUGAUUUAGGAGCCUGGCAUUGCAUGCAGCAGAUAAGUGCUUGUUUGGCCAGCGCUAACAAAUUGAAACGAAAGAAAAUAGAAUUCCCUGGGUAAAGCUAAAGUAAAAAUAUUCAAAAAUAUUCUAAAACAAAAUACGAAACAAAAUGUAAAGAAAGAGGCAACCAUAAAACAUAAAACCACUACGAAAAUUCGUUUAGUUAUUAAGAAGAAUAUUAAGAUAAAGGAACGAACGCAUGAAUCGAACAGCUAAAUGCAAAGAAAACGAGUCUAGGAAUUAGCUACCAGUUUUACCUGCUUACGAGAUAAGUUUUUUGAUUUUGUUGAAACAUUUGAAUUGCGAAACUAAAUUAGGCAACAAAAUAACAACAAGGAAAC
This is a messenger RNA of Drosophila navojoa, 3325 nucleotides long. It is a transcript of the gene REPTOR, whose product is annotated as repressed by TOR. Gene Ontology annotation, molecular function: DNA-binding transcription factor activity, RNA polymerase II-specific; RNA polymerase II transcription regulatory region sequence-specific DNA binding. Lineage: Eukaryota; Metazoa; Arthropoda; Insecta; Diptera; Drosophilidae. The record is from RefSeq and is a predicted model, not a curated record. Gene Ontology annotation, biological process: regulation of transcription by RNA polymerase II; response to unfolded protein. Gene Ontology annotation, cellular component: nucleus.